Molecule: messenger RNA, 1593 nt
Organism: Amoebophrya sp. A25
Lineage: Eukaryota; Dinophyceae; Syndiniales; Amoebophryaceae
Source: the annotation of a GenBank genome assembly
CGACGAACGAAUCAGAACACCCAUUUUGUCAAGUGAGGAAACGAAAGCCCUCCUGUCCACGUUGGUAUCGGAUCUGACAUUACCUUGGCUACCAGCGUGCAGUGCCAUGCGAGAGGCGAUUCCAGAGACUGAGUUGUGCGACAAUGUCACGCUUUUUAUCUCCUCACUUGAAACGAAUAAACCUGGGGAUCUGGCAAGAGAGUCGCCAACUAGGGCAUUUGGUCGUACUGGUUCUUCGGGAGUUCUUCAUAGUGGUAACAGUGGUAACCAGCUGCACAAUGGGCAAGAACCGAUAGUCGAUCUAGGUCUGCUGGACGCGCAACAUACCAGAGCUGUUUUGCAAGAGGAGGACACUUCGGCUUUCCUGGCCAAGAUGGAGCAAUUGCACAUCGAUAAGCUCUACGUUGAAGAACUUCAGACUAUGCGUCGCCGUGUUGAGAAGGUCGAAAAACAAGUCGAAGAUGCCAAAACAGGCUAUUUUCAGAAAGAACUGUCAAGAUUGGACACGAAAAUCGCUUACCUAGAACGAGUUAUGGCCUUAGCCGCGGGUUCCGAGUAUUUAAGGGGUCAGCCUGGUACGUACGAGUUUGCCUUGCGGUUUCUACUGCGUCCGCGCGACGUUUGUGAUCCUAGGAGAUGGGAAAAGAUUCAGCAGAACAAGAUCGUGUUGAAUGCCAUUGCAGCCGUUGGGGCCGAUCGGGAGUUGUGCUUGACCUUCGAGAACAUCAUCGUACCAGCUGCACUGGCCGAAGACCAGCACACGCGAGUUUCUACAUCGGGACAUGCUGAAGGAGAUGCUACCUGGCCUUAUACUCCUAUCGAGUUCGAGGGCGGUAAUGUUGAGCAGAAAGCAGUCGUAGAUAGCGACAAUCAGCGCGUAGUUGAGUUCCUGAAAGCAGAAGGAAUCCUUGUGCAGGGGACGGAAGAUGCUGUGGAAGUUGAAUCGCGCUCAGAGCAGUCAUGUGCCGAAUUUCUGAAGACUCCCCUUGACGCCUUUUGUCAAGCAGAAGCGCUCUCACCCGAAGCGAAGACCGUUGCUUUGCGUGUGCAACGCGUGCUAGAUACGUUUCUAAGUGUCUAUGGCUUAUCAAAGAAUCUACUGUCCAGCCUAAGCCCCUUACUCAACUACGAGCCGCGUGCGGCCGCUCUGCUGUCCUUCUGCAAAUUUGUGCGCGGGCUGGAAGAACGCGUCAUUCUAGACUGGAUUACGCUGUUUUCGAGUGCGUUUGAAGCGCGUCGUCUAAAGUUUUCCUCGCCAGCUGGGACCUUUUUGUUCGGAGAACAUGAAGAAGGACACGAGCCAGAAGACUUUGGGGAAUUUGGGGAACAACAAGAACAAGAUGAUAUAGUUGCCGAUCCUUCAUCUUUUCUGGAUCCGAAUCUUGCACUCUACUUAGCCCCCACAAGAACUGAGAGUAAAACUUCUACGAGAGGAGCAGUACCAGGAGAAGCAGCACGAGGAGGCCGAGAGGGGCUACAACAGGAACAUCAGCAUGACUCUUCAAAAAGGAAGCUGCAGGUGCUAAAGAAAACACAAAUUUUGGCAGUCAAGGUGCGUAUGCAACGGGAAAGUCUGAAAAACGCAGAAGCAGC